AUGACCAUAUACUCACUUUACAUAUUUGACCGGCAUUGUGAAUGUGUCUACUACCAAGAUUGGCAUCGUACUCAACCCAUUCGUGCACCUCCAGCAAUAUCGAAUAAACCUGGCGUUCAUAGAAUACCGCCUCCCCUUCAACCGAACGAGGCAGGUGCUCCAACAAGAGAGUCGAUAUUCUCAGAAACGAAUAGGAGUUCUUUAUUGUCAAAUGGGACUAUAGAUGGCGGUGCGAAUAGAACGAACAAAUUACCGAAAGGUUUACCAUUUGAUGAAGAAUCAAAGUUGGUUUAUGGCGUUAUACUGAGUCUGAGAAAUAUGGUCAAGAAAUUAUCUGGAAGAGAGGAAGCCUUUACUUCUUAUUCAACUUCAUCAUACAAACUACACCUUUUUGAGACUCCGACAAAUUACAAAUUCGUACUUCUCUCAGAUCCUUCAUCCGAUUCAUUACGAUUUGUGUUGCGACAAUUAUACGUAGGGCCGUUCGUAGAGUGCGUUGUGCGGAAUCCGUUGGUGAAACUUGACAGCAGGGCAGAAGGGAUUGACAACGAUCAAUUCAGAGCAGCUGUGGAUAGACAUAUGAAGGGAUUAUCGAUGUUCUCGUCAUAA
Kwoniella shivajii is the source of this 609-nucleotide messenger RNA. RefSeq lists its product as uncharacterized. Gene Ontology annotation, cellular component: TRAPP complex. The record is from RefSeq and is a predicted model, not a curated record. Bases 1 to 609 code for a protein of 202 amino acids. NCBI's taxonomy places the organism in Eukaryota, Fungi, Basidiomycota, Tremellomycetes, Tremellales, Cryptococcaceae. The transcript has 4 exons. Gene Ontology annotation, biological process: endoplasmic reticulum to Golgi vesicle-mediated transport.